Haplochromis burtoni (Burton's mouthbrooder) is the source of this 486-nucleotide messenger RNA. RefSeq names its product solute carrier family 66 member 2-like. The record is from RefSeq and is a predicted model, not a curated record. Gene Ontology annotation, biological process: phospholipid translocation; retrograde transport, endosome to Golgi. Gene Ontology annotation, cellular component: trans-Golgi network; endosome. Lineage: Eukaryota; Metazoa; Chordata; Actinopteri; Cichliformes; Cichlidae.
UGACGCCGAAGAAUUCGUGUGCGGGUUUUGUUUAUGUUACAAACGGGCGGAAAGUGAAUGACGAGGCUUGUGGCCUGCUGUCUGUCAGAUCUCCUACUGCUACUCAUCCACCUCCUGAACACUCGUAAUAUUCCCUUGCUGUGAUGGAUGCCGAGGUGGUUCUCCAGGAGGAGGACAUGGAGGGCUCGUGGACGCUGCUCUCCUGGCUGGCAUCAUUCGUAAUGGUGUUUGGGGGAGCCCUGCCUUAUGUGCCGCAAUAUCAGGAGAUCCAGAAAAGCAGCAACACUGAGGGAUUCUCCACCAGAGUCUGUCUGGUGCUGCUCAUAGCUAACAUCUUGCGUAUAUUUUUCUGGAUAGGGAAGCAGUUUGAGCUGACCCUGCUGCUUCAGAGUGUGGUCAUGAUUCUCACCAUGUUUGCCAUGCUCCACCUUUGUUGCACUGUGCAAAACACCAACAGAGUAAGCACCAAGCAGCAUCGCCUUUCAG